AUGUGGACCGAUUUCAGCCUGACAAAUCUGACCUCUGCGGUUCCCACAACAAAAUAUUAUUAUACAUAUGACGAACCAGAAUGGUGGGAAGACCUCACUGGGCUCAGUGACUACAUAGAGCAAAAGAUUAUUUCUUUCAUCACCAUUUUUAUUAGCAUUUUCGGAUUUAUGGGGAACGGAAUUGUCCUCUGGCUCCUCGGCUUCCGCAUUAAGAGGAAUUCUUUCACUGUCUUAAUCCUGAACUUAGCUGCUGCCGAUCUCGGAGUCCUCCUAUCGCUGGCUGUCUUUUUUGCUGUCUCAGAUUCCUCUUUGGAGCUGAUCUACGUGGAGCUCAUCAUAUUCACGUACAGCACUGGCCAAUUUCUACUGACGGUGAUCAGCAUUGACCGGUGCGUGUGUGUCCUCUUCCCAAUCUGGCAUCGACUUCACCGACCAUCUCGCUUGUCCGUCAUUGUAUGUGCUGUCAUCUGGGUCCUCUCUUUCCUGCUUAAUGGGAUCCACUACGUACUCUUCAAGACCAAAAUCCUGGAAAACAACAACCAUCGGGUGUUCUACCAGUUUUUUGUGAACACUCUGCUUUGCGUCCCACUCAUGAUCAUCUCCACUCUGACCUUGUUCAUCAAAGUCUAUUUGAAAUCCCAGCAGCAUCGUCGAGGAAAGCUUCUUACAGCUAUCUUUCUUACUCUCCUUUUUUUCCUCCUCUUUGCUGUCCCACUGAAUGCCACUUACUUGAUCUUUACUUUCUCCAGUGAUUCAAAUUCCUCUCCGAUGCGGUAUGGCUUACUAUGUACUUCCUUAAACAGCAGCAUCAACCCGCUUAUUUAUUUCUUGGUUGGGAGAAAGAAGAGGGGUCAGCCUAGAGAAAGCUUGAAGGCCAUGCUCCAGAAGAUUUUGGAAGAGGAAGAAGGCUACAGAGGGGAAGCACAGCCCCCUGAUUCAAACCCAGUUACAAUGCCUCCAGAAACUCCAACUCGUUACAACAUUAUAGAUGCAGUAGUAAUGGAGUAG
Messenger RNA from Euleptes europaea (tarantolino), 1008 nucleotides. Its product is annotated as mas-related G-protein coupled receptor member H-like. Bases 1 to 1008 code for a protein of 335 amino acids. Gene Ontology annotation, molecular function: G protein-coupled receptor activity. Gene Ontology annotation, biological process: G protein-coupled receptor signaling pathway. The transcript has a single exon. Gene Ontology annotation, cellular component: membrane. The record is from RefSeq and is a predicted model, not a curated record. Lineage: Eukaryota; Metazoa; Chordata; Lepidosauria; Squamata; Sphaerodactylidae.